Molecule: messenger RNA, 819 nt
Organism: Sturnus vulgaris (Common starling)
Lineage: Eukaryota; Metazoa; Chordata; Aves; Passeriformes; Sturnidae
Source: RefSeq, a predicted model, not a curated record
AAUGUGCCAUAAUGAAUGCAUUCUGUUUCUUCUUCCUUGCAGGUAAAACGAGAAAAACCAGAAAAUUUACCAGAUUUAGAAAGCUUGGCGCAAGAAAAAUUCCUUGAAAUGGAGGGCAAGAACAGUGACUCAGAUUUAGAAAGGAAUGAAAAAUAUAUAUAUUUUAAGGAUCAACUUAAGGAGAUGAAAAAACAAUAUCAUGGUAAUGACACCAUUGAACAAAUUGAUGAAGAUAUAGCUGUGACUCGGAGUCAGACGAACUUUAUUUGUCCCAUUACACAGAUGACAAUGAAGAGGCCAGUGCGGAACAAAGUCUGUGGACAUAUUUAUGAAGAAGAUGCCAUUCUAGAAAUGAUCCAGACUCAAAAGCUGAAAAAGAGAAAAGUCCGAUGCCCUAAAAUGGGCUGCAGCCAUGAUGAUGUAAAAGGAUCAGAUCUUGUACCAGAUGAAAUACUUAAAAGAGUGCUUGACAGUCAGAAAAAACAAAGCUGGGCAACAAUGGACAUGUGAGCUGGAUAUGCUACUGCCACAAAGAAAAUUUGUUAUUAGAGGUCUUGUGAGAUAAAUUGCUGGUUCUAAAUCGGUUGUAUAACUGAUUGUUACUUGUUAAGUGUUUAAUUUAUAGGUAAGUCAUUGUUAAAUGUUUCAUUUAUAGCCGAAGUUGAAGGUCCCUGUUGAAGGUCUCUGUUGUAACUGAAAGUAUUUUUUGAACUCAGGAAUAUAAGAAAUUCCAGUUAAACUUGUUUGGGUUUUGUCUACCUUCCUGAAUUUCUAAAAGCUUGCAUUUGGUAAAUAAAGCAUGUUUUUGCAGCAUUUAAA